AUGGGGGCCGAAGGAGCUGUUUGGAUUCACCGUAAGGAAAGGGAAAUCAAACGAGGAAGUCAGCCCUACCCCUGGGGCACGUCUGUUGGUGGCCUGGGCGGUGGGCUCCGGCGCACGGCGACCCCCGUGGAGCCGCGGCCCGGCUCCGCCCUCUCCGCCCCUCAGGUGAUGCUGCUGCCGCCCCGGCCGCCCGCCCUGCGCUCCUCCCCGGAGGCCGUGGACGCCGCGCCCACCCUCCGGGCCUCCCCGGAAGCCGUGGACCCGCCGCCCUCGCAGGUCGACCCCCCGCCCCCGCAGGUCGACGCCCCGCCCGCCGAGUCGUCCCCGCCGCGCUACUACCUGCUCAUCGACACGCACGGCGUGCCCUACAAGUACUCGACGCACCGCAAGGAGGGCUGGCGGCCGCCGGUGGAGGAGCCGGCCCCCAGCCAGGCGGAGGAGGAGGGCCGCAGCUGCCCGUGCCUGGAGUGCGGCCGCGUGUGCAGCUCGCCCAUGCAGCUGCAGCGCCACCUGCUGACGCACUCCAUGGUCAGGCCCUUCACCUGCGACACCUGCGACCGCGCCUUCAAGCGCUCCAGCGACCUGGCGCGGCACCGCCGCAUGGCGCACAACACGCUGCGGCGCCCGGGCACCGACCGGCCCUACGUCUGCCCCUACUGCCCGCGCCGCUUCCAGGACACGGCCACGCUGGCCGAGCACGUGCCCACGCACUAG
This is a messenger RNA of Orycteropus afer afer, 714 nucleotides long. NCBI's taxonomy places the organism in Eukaryota, Metazoa, Chordata, Mammalia, Tubulidentata, Orycteropodidae. The record is from RefSeq and is a predicted model, not a curated record.